CACUGACAUCUGUCUAUCACGUCAAUUGGCGAAAUUACUUCACGUGAACCAUCGGAAGGAAAUUAUUAAAAAUUUACAGACGGCUAUUCAGUUCGCCAAAAUUCUAUUGCAAUGAGCGAUAACGAAAAGGAAGAGGCUGCCAAUUUGAAAGAAGAAUUCGAAUGGGUUCUUCGAGAGGAGGUUCACUCGAUCUUGCAUCAACUACACUCGGUUUUAGUCGGUUGCGCUCACAGAUUUCCUGUCCCUCUGUAUGGGAAUGAGGGCCAGAAACAAGACAAAUUCAUAUUGACCUCGCAGCCUGAACAGCUGAAAUGCAUUGUAACCCUAACUGGCGACAGCAUAACUCAUGCCUCUUGUUUCUCCCACCAGGACAUAAGUUUCAAAGUGCUCCGGCAAAUGCACACAAUAUGCCGCACUUCAAUCAACCAGGACGGGCCGUGGAAGCUUCAGCAGAUCCAGGAUGCAGCCAACCACUUGCAGCAAGCCAUCGGCUACAUUGACAAUGUAGACAAACAUUAUAUAUUCAGGUCAUCGGAUGAAGUACUACAUAUAAUACAAUGCCUGAUUGGUUCCCUCCAAAGAGCGCGCACAGCUUUAGUUCUGCCAAAAAAGAAAGCCAUUGAUGAACUAAUGAAAAGUCGAAAUAUGAAAGCCCUAUCACCAAACCUACCCGAAGACCUCGCAAUAUCGUUCUACAUCCAGUCGCACAAGCUGAUAUUCGUGGCCUACCAGCUCAGCUCGGUCCACGGAACCAUGCGUAUCGACUCGUGCCAGGCGGACUGCGCUGUCCCAUGGCUUAGUGAUGUCUUGUUCAUGCUGACGGCCUCGCUACACAUGUGUCAGCAGCUUAAGGAUAAGCUGUGCGUGUUCUCGCAGUACAAAGACUUCACGGUAGGCUCCCGGUCCGCAUCCAUGGUGUUCAAUUGAUUCCAUUCUUCACGUGAUUCUCAAUGUACGUAUGAUUAACGAAUGGGGUUGGCCAAUCGAAGCUUU
Molecule: messenger RNA, 993 nt
Organism: Cydia amplana
Lineage: Eukaryota; Metazoa; Arthropoda; Insecta; Lepidoptera; Tortricidae
Gene: rogdi
Product: protein rogdi
Exons: 7
Coding region: 112-927 (271 amino acids)
Cellular component (GO): RAVE complex
Source: RefSeq, a predicted model, not a curated record